Molecule: messenger RNA, 7550 nt
Organism: Antechinus flavipes (yellow-footed antechinus)
Lineage: Eukaryota; Metazoa; Chordata; Mammalia; Dasyuromorphia; Dasyuridae
Gene: ROR2
Product: receptor tyrosine kinase like orphan receptor 2
Exons: 9
Coding region: 924-3995 (1023 amino acids)
Biological process (GO): protein phosphorylation; positive regulation of kinase activity; cell surface receptor protein tyrosine kinase signaling pathway
Cellular component (GO): signaling receptor complex
Molecular function (GO): protein binding; transmembrane receptor protein tyrosine kinase activity; ATP binding
Source: RefSeq, a predicted model, not a curated record
CAUAAGUACACCUUAAUCUUAGUAAAUUAAAAAAAAACUAUUUUGAUUUUAUUUUCAUUUGGUUUCGUGUUUCUAAACAAAAAAAUUCAAAACAACAUCAUCAAUUUCUCCAAGUUAUUCCUGUUUUCUUCUGGAAGCCUUGGUGAAGAUUGAAAGAUGUAACCCUUUUCCUGUAGCAAUUCUUUGUUUUCUUUGGGUAAAUCCCGGUUUGGAGGGGCGAGCCAUUUCCAUCUCAUAAUAUAUGUCGAAGGGCAAUAUUUUUGCUUUUAAAAUACCGAGCACUCAGUGCUAACCGGCAGGGCACAAGAUGUAGGAGGAAACUGCUUUCAAAAAAAAAAAAAAAUGGAUAAGCACCAAAUUUGCGUCCCUUCCCCCAAAAUUUCUCCUACUUGUACAAAUGACCGGAUUAGAAAGAGUCUUUUCUAAAUACCUUAUCUCCGGUCCCCUUAAUAUUUCAUAUAAGGUUCUAAGGUCUUUCAUGCCUUAGACCGGGCGCACGGCAGAGGGCGCGGCAUGCAGGAUUUUCUUUCCCCCUUUCUCUAUAGCGGUGUAUGAGGGUGAGUUCUCAAUCCAUCCCUCCCCUUCUCCUGUGAGAUUUUUCACCUCCCUGGUGUCUCUUCUGCAAUACUCAAUUCUGGACGGAGCUGUGGUGAGGUCGUUGGAGUUGAAAGAGUCUCAUCUGGGAACUGGGAAUUUGGGAGGACUGUUUGGGGAGGAUGCAUUAGAGAGAAAUUGAAGAAAACUUUCUUUGAAAACAACCAAAUUUGAAAGAACAAGAGGGGGGAAAAAGCGAUUGGUGGAGGUCCUGGAACAAACUCAACGAGAGCCAGCCGUCACCGCAUAAACCAAUGAAGUAGAAAACAGCAACCGAAAAAAAAAUUACACAACGCAGUCUUUACUUGCCAAACAACUUCAUCCGCAUCAUGAAUAGCAACAAAACAGCUUUGGAGCAUACUACUGUAACAACUUCAGCAGCCAAAAGCAGGAGCAAGUUGAAGAGACAAGGCACUCCUUUGUGUGAUUGGAGUGAGGGUGGAGACGCCCCGGCAGCAGCCGGUGCCCCGGGUUCUGCAGAGCUGGGCAGGAUCCCCGCCAAGAGUUCGCUGGUAGCCCCAGGCAGGCAGCCGGAGCGGGGGGAGCCGCUACACAGCAUGGCCCGCGCUGGAGAGGCCCAGGGCUUUGAGAAGUUAUUGCCUCAGUUGGCGGCUUUUUACGCCAUGGCAUUUUUGGUGGCUUUUCCGCCACUUCAAAUGCCUGGGGCCGCAGGUGAAAUGGAAAUACCUAAUACAAAUGACCCUUUGAGUCAAUUGGAUGGACCUGAUAGCUCUAUUUCUACACCAAGAGGAUACUAUUUGAAUUUUUUGGAACCAGUAAACAAUAUCACCAUAGUCCAGGGACAGACAGCAAUUCUCUACUGCAAAGUGGAAGGAAAUCCACCUCCAAACAUCAGAUGGCUAAAGAAUGAUGCACCUGUCGUUCCGGAGCCACGUAGGAUCAUCAUCAGGAAAACAGAUUACGGUUCCCGUUUAAGAAUACAAGAUCUGGAUACCACAGACACUGGGUACUACCAGUGUGUGGCUACCAAUGGAAUGAAAACCAUCACAGCAACAGGAGUCCUUUUUGUCAGGCUUGGUCCCACACACAGCCCAAAUCAUAAUUUUCAGGAUGAUUAUCAUGAAGAUGGGUUUUGUCAGCCCUACAGGGGGAUUGCAUGUGCACGAUUCAUUGGAAAUAGGACUAUUUUUGUAGAUUCCCUUCAGAUGCAAGGGGAAAUUGAAAACCGAAUUACAGCUGCAUUCACCAUGAUUGGCACUUCCACCCAUUUAUCUGAUCAGUGUUCCCAGUUUGCCAUCCCUUCCUUCUGCCACUUUGUAUUUCCACUCUGUGAUGAGUGGUCCAGGACUCCCAAACGUAGGGAGCUGUGCCGGGAUGAAUGUGAGGUGCUGGAGAAUGAUCUGUGCCGGCAGGAAUAUAACAUUGCCCGCUCGAAUCCCCUCAUCCUCAUGCAGCUCCAGCUGCCCAAGUGUGAGGAUCUACCACUACCUGAAAGUGCAGAGGCUGCCAACUGCAUGAGGAUUGGCAUCCCUGUGGAACGACUUAACCAAUUUCACCAGUGCUACAAUGGCUCUGGAUCAAAUUAUAGAGGAACUAUCAGCACCACUCAAUCAGGUCAUCAGUGCCAAGCCUGGAAUGUCCAAUAUCCACACAGUCAUCACCUUUCAAGUAUGGAUUUCCCAGAAAUAGCAGGAGGACAUGCCUACUGCCGAAAUCCUGGAGGACAAAUGGAAGGACCAUGGUGUUUUACACAGAAUAAAAACGUACGCAUGGAACUGUGUGACAUACCUUCUUGUAGUCCCCAGGAUAACAGCAAAAUGGGAAUCCUCUACAUCUUGGUUCCUAGCAUUGCAAUACCUUUGAUCAUUGCAUGCCUUUUCUUCUUGGUCUGUAUGUGUAGAAAUAAACAAAAAGCAUCUGGUAUUACACCACAGCGGCGCCAGUUAAUGGCAUCCCCUAGCCAGGACAUGGAAAUGCCACUUAUUAAUCAACACAAACAGGCCAAACUCAAGGAGAUCAAUCUGUCCACUAUAAGGUUCAUGGAAGAGCUAGGAGAAGACAGAUUUGGGAAAGUCUACAAAGGUCAUCUCUUUGGUACAACACCAGGGGAACAGACACAAACUGUAGCCAUUAAGACACUAAAAGACAAAGCAGAAAUAUCUCUCCGAGAAGAAUUUAAACAUGAAGCCAUGAUAAGAUCAAGGUUACAACAUCCAAAUAUUGUAUGUUUGCUGGGAAUCAUGACCAAAGAACAACCUAUCAGCAUGAUAUUUGGUUAUUGUUCCCACAGUGACCUACAUGAAUUCUUGGUCAUGAGGUCUCCCCAUUCAGAUGUGGGAAGUACUGAUGAUGACAAGACAGUUAAAUCUACAUUAGAACCUGCAGACUUUUUCCAUAUCAUAGUACAAGUAGCUGCAGGGAUGGAGUACCUUUCUAGCCAUCAUGUUAUCCAUAAGGAUUUGGCCACUAGAAACAUACUUGUAUUUGAUAAGCUCAAUGUAAAAAUAUCAGACUUGGGCCUUUUUAGGGAAGUUUAUUCUGCUGAUUACUACAAAUUGAUAGGAAAUUCUCUUCUCCCUAUUCGAUGGAUGUCCCCUGAGGCAAUUAUGUAUGGAAAAUUUUCCAUUGAUUCUGAUAUAUGGUCCUAUGGAGUAGUGUUGUGGGAGAUAUUCAGCUAUGGUCUGCAGCCAUAUUGUGGAUACUCUAAUCAGGAUGUCAUUGAAAUGAUAAGGAAUCGGCAAAUUUUGCCCUGUCCUGAUGAUUGUCCUGCCUGGGUGUAUACAUUGAUGGUAGAGUGUUGGAAUGAAUUUCCCAACAGAAGACCAAGAUUUAAAGACAUCCAUAAUAGGCUGAGAACCUGGGGCAAUCUUUCUAAUUAUAAUAGCUCAGCCCAAACAUCUGGAGCAAGCAAUACCACACAGACAAGUUCUCUUAGCACAAGCCCAGUGAGCAAUGUCAGCAAUGCCAGAUACAUUGGACCCAAACAGAAAAGUCAGUCUUUCUCUCAACCACAGUUCAUUCCAGUGAAAGGGCAGAUAAGACCCAUGGUCCCAACUCCUCAGCUAUACAUACCAGUGAAUGGUUAUCAGCCAAUGCCUGCUUAUGGUACUUAUUUGCCAAAUUUUUACCCAGUCCAAAUCCCCAUGCAAAUGGCCCCUCAACAGAUGCCUUCCCAGAUGAUUCCCAAACCAGGAUCCCACCAUAGUGGCAGUGGAUCUACAAGCACAGGCUACGUAACAACAGCCCCCUCCAACACAUCUGUAGCUGACAGGGCAGCUCUUCUCUCAGAGGGAAAUGAUGAUGCUCUCAAUACAGUGGAAGAUGUAGCUCAGAAUCCUGUCCAGGAAGAAGAAGAAGGCUCUGUUCCUGAAACAGAGUUGCUAGGUGACAAUGAUACACACUUACAAAUAGAUGAAGCAGAAACUCCAUCAGAAGCAUAGGUAAAGGAGAUAACCUCUUAACUUGGUUUCAUCUUCUUUGUGGGGCUAUUUUUAAAACUGUGAUCCUCUAAGGAAUAUCUGAUCAAUUAAUUGACCAGACAACUUGGCCAUCACUGACACAAUAGAAAGCAAAUACUAGGGGCAACAGUAACGAUAUUCCACAUACCGAUGAGAUUAUUGCAGACUUGAUAAUAUAGAGCUGCUACUUUGCUUUUGUCAAUAAUCCUUGAGAGAAACUGCUCUAAGAUACUGUUGCUGUGCAACAUAUUGCUGAGUAGCCUUGCACAUCAUGUCUAUCAUGGUCUGUGAUUGAUUGUAUUUUUAGUCAAAUUCCUAAGCUGGACAGAGAGAGAAGAGGAUUGCUUUGAGAGUCCUAAAGUGAGAUAGCAGAAUAAACGGCUGUAAUGUAGUUUAUCGUACUUGAUGGGAUUUAAAAUAAUAAUAAGAAUGAGCCGCAGACAUUUGUUUCUAAGAAAAAAUAAACUUAAAAGACUAUCUUUUUUUGGAUCAAAAUGGCUCAAAACUCUAAGAAAACAGAAUUAAAGAAGGCAGAGAAAAUUGUUUCCAAUGAGUAAUGUGGCAGAACUUUCUAAAUAAGGUUGGAGCAUGAAAAAGAGCUUUCCCUCCCUUUGCUGCAUUACUCUUUUCUCCCUCUAGUGACUAAAAAACUUAUUACUUUACAAAUCAGAAGAGAAUGGAAUAUUUACUGUGUGCUAACCAAACCCACCUUUGCAGCUUUAUGUUGGUUGUUAAAUAUUAAAAAAGAAAUUUUUGAAAACGUCUUCUAAAUGUAUUUAAAUUGGUGCCUUAAAAAAUACACACAUGUAUUUUAAAAAUCAAAUAAUUUUAAUGAUUUUGCAUGUCUGCCUGCCACUUUUCAGGGAAAGUGACCUUUGACUUUGAAAUAUCAAAAAAAAAAAUACUAUACAGAAUACAGUUUUGUUCCUUUUUCCUUAAAUGAAUCGUGUACAGAGCUUAAAAUGUAAUUUAUAUUUUAUUACAUUUCAUAUAUCUUUUUCACUGAUGCAUUUUCAUCUUUAAUAAGGAUUUUGUAAUUUAAGUGUUCUUGUCCAUUUUGGGAUGCAAUUUCAUUGUAUUUUAUAGUGUUCAUUUUUAUAAAAUAUGAAAAUAAGGUCCAUUCAUUUCAUGAAUAAUUCUAUAAAAACACAUACACACUGUAUUGUGGCUAGUGUACAUCAUAGUCAUUAUUUGUAAAUCCAAUAUCUAUUGGAUACAAUAAACUGAUAGAGAAAGUUUGAUUGAUUAAUUUAUCUUUAGGACUCUUUUUUAUGGUAGCAAUAAAAUGUUGAAAAAUGGUUGAUUUUCUCAAGACUGAAGCUGUCAGAUUUAAUAAUAAAUUAAUAAUAUUGCCAAAUAUUUAAAUUUUGUAAAGAUAUUAGUCAUUUAAAAACAGCAAAUAUUUAAGAACUAAUCAUUUACAUAAAGCAAAUAACUUUAACAAAUUUAUUAAAGCAAAUAAUAAAGGUCCCUUAAAGGAUCUUUUCUGGAUAAUAUAUUGCCACUUUGUUUUCAACAUAUGACCUCAAAAGAAAAAAAAAUGUAUUUCCUUAAAAAACAUUCUACUUAUGAUUGUGGUUUUUUUUUUUUUUUCAUUCUUACCAGACUUCCUCAUAAAUUACUCUGAAUUACUGAGGUUUCAUUGGAAGAAAAAUUUUACACACAGGGAGAAAAUACUGUAACAGUGAAUCACAAGAAUUUAUUUAAAAGAGACAAGGAUAACACAAUACUUUUUAUUCUGAUAGUAAAACAGAAUACUAAGGGAUAACAGAAUAGCUUUUUUAAAAUCAUGAUCUAAUAAAAAUGGAAAUUAAAGUUAUUUUUUCUAAACCAGGACUUAAUAUAUCCAAAGAUACCAGUUUCUCAGCAUAAUUCUAUCCCUAGAAUUCUUUACUACCUUCUACUAGGAAUUAAAAUUCAGUUUUACUUACUUCUGAACUAAAUUUCUAAAGGCCAAGCUAAUGAAAUUUCAUAAUUUCAUUAGUAAAUAAAGAGUAGAGAUGAAGAAUGUAAGGGGAGUAACUAUUUAAUUACCAAGAAGCAAAAUUCCCUGCCACACCCAACUCUCACUCCUUUUGCAGGGAGAAGAGGUGGAAAUGAGUGGAGAAAGAAAGAACGGGUUUUAUAUUACAUUUCUGUUACUACAUCAAAAUUGUCACUUUGUAGAAAAUUCAUUGUAAUACACUUUAAUAUUCUUGAUUUGGGGAGGGUGUUUCUAUUUGUUUAGGUAGUUUUUUGUUUAUAUUUCAUAGAAUCUUAAGACUGUUGGAGCUAGAAAGAUAAUUUAGAACAAAAUAUCUCAUCUAUAAUUAUAAUUAUUUUUAAUAGUCUGCCCUUUUUAAUCUUUUCUUCUAUUUUGUCAUUUUGACCUUUUAAAAUUGUAUCUCUUGUUUUGAUAGUUCUUUUUUUAUUUUAAAAAACUGUUGUUUAUUGUUCUCCCCUCACCUUGUGUAUUUUCAUACCACAUAUUCACACUAAUUGGAGAUUAGUCUUUUUGAAUUUUAGUGUAUUUUAAAGACAAUUCACUUUAUUACUUUCAAACAUUUCAAUUAAAUAGAUCCAGGCUAACUAUUAAUCAGUGAAGGCCUUGUGAUUCCUGAUCUGCAUUGAUAAAGUAGAUUAAACUUUCUCUUUUGCUUAACAUUCUCAUUAACUUAAUAGAACUUUUUUUUUCCAUAAUGAAAUAACUUUAGCCCAAUCCUGUCCAAACUCAAUAGAAUAACUUUUAAGCAAGCUAAUAUAAAAAUGUAGAACUCACAUAAAUGAAAUCCUCCCCCCCAAAAAAAACCCAAAACUCUACCAUCAGAUCAGUUUAUCAGUGAAUUCGUUUAACAUUAAAAAAAAAAUCAAUUCCCUUAUUACAUAAACUACAAAAAUAAGGAAAUGAAAGGAAUCUUCAACACUGAGACAAAAAAAUAUGGUUUUAAUAGUUAUAUUAAGAAGAAAAUCUUAAACCACCAGUACUCCUAAUAAACUUUUAAAUGAAAUGCUAGCAAAUAGACUAUAAAUACACAUUAAAAAAAUUAUACACUACAGCUUGGAUUUAUACUAGGAAUACAGGAUUGGUUCAGUACUCAAAAUUCUAUAAACAUGAUUGACAAUAAAACAACAAUCAAAAUGAUAUGAUUUUAUCAAUAAAGAAAAAAAUUUUGAGAAAAAACAGCAUAUUUCUAUUUUUAAAAGGAUACCUAUAUACAUAAUGGGAAUAAUCUAUCAAAUCAAAUUUAUCAAAGCAAAUCUGUCCAUCAUCACCAGUAUUAUUGGUAAUAGUAUUAGAAAUACUCAUUGUAAGAAUGAGACAAUAAAAAGAAUUGGGGAAAAUAAAGAUAGAGAAGAAAAAAUUAUUUUUUAUUGUUUAUUAUGGUUCUUUGUGGGUGAUAUUUUAGAAUGUUUUCUUAUACUCAGAGAAGUCUGAAGUCAGAUUUCAUCAGUUAUUGGUAAGCACUUUUUUUUUCUUUUUGACAAUAGUAACCUUGGAACUGGAGUUGAGAAUACCAUUUUUACAAAAUUAUAUAAACAGUAAAAGAAUAAAUGUUU